This is a messenger RNA of Aspergillus ruber CBS 135680, 2373 nucleotides long. RefSeq lists its product as uncharacterized. The coding region runs from base 1 to 2373 and encodes 790 amino acids. Gene Ontology annotation, molecular function: oxidoreductase activity. The transcript has 3 exons. The record is from RefSeq and is a predicted model, not a curated record. Lineage: Eukaryota; Fungi; Ascomycota; Eurotiomycetes; Eurotiales; Aspergillaceae.
AUGUCAGGGCCCAAGAAGAUCGCUAUAAUAGGCGCCGGCCCCUCAGGCCUCGUCACAGCCAAAACGCUCCUCCACGACUACCCUAACGGAACCUUUGCCCCGGUUAUCUUUGAACAACGACACGAUAUCGGCGGUCUUUGGCCCAACAGCCCAACAGUGACAACAACGAAUAAUGAAUCCGAGCCUACCUCCCACGGACAAAAUGAAUCGACUGUUGGCCCAUUGAACCCGUUCAUGCGGACGAAUCUCAGUCGCUUCAACGUUGCGUUCUCGGACCUGCCGUGGGAAUCUGUCUUUGAUGAUACGGAAGUCCCUAUGUUUCCGCAGGCGUGGCAGGUGGGAAGAUACUUGGGAAGAUAUGCAGAGUGGUUUCUUCCGGAUGGAGUGUUGAGAUUGGGACGGAGGAUUGUGCGGACGAGUCGGAGGGUUGGAGACGGAGAGGGGAGACGAUGGACGGUGCAAUGGGCUGAAAGCCGCAAUAAAAAGAAUGAAGUUCAAGAAAUACGCUCGGAAGAGUUUGAUCUCCUUGUCAUAGCUUCUGGUUACUUUGCGUCACCCAGUAUACCAGAAAUUUCUGGAUUAGAUGGGUUCAUGGAUAAAACUAUCCACAGCUCGUCUCUACACAGCGUUGAGCACCUCCUACAAAAAUCCAAUGGAACCGGCGGUAAAUUAGUCGUCAUAGGCGGGAGCUUGUCAGGGACUGAAGCCACCUCGACUGUUGCUCUUCACGUUUCUUCGUCCAAGUUUGCCCAAGAACCAGCAGAGCAAGUUUACGAGGUGCAUCAUGUUUGCACCAGACCAUUCUGGACGAUACCAGCUUAUUUGCCUCGAGAGACAACAGAUACGUCCACCGAUGAGACUAUAUCUUUCAUACCCUUGGACUUGGUGAUGUACGAUCUAUCUCGACGACCCCCGGGACCAAUUGAAUACGCCUUUGGGCCCAUUCCGACGCAGAAAGCACAGAAAACCAAUGAUUAUUUGUACUCGCUACUCGGUGUUGAUUACGGGAAGUUUGGAAAUAUCAAAGGGGGCAAUGAGGAAGUCUCGCAGCCUCCUUGGGUUUCUAUUGGGAAUGAUUACGCAGAAUAUGUUCGAUCUGGGGCUGUCACACCCACCAUUGGUAGGGUCAGUGCUGUCCACAGAAGUCAGACUUCUGACUCAGCACAAAUCGAAAUUAGCCUUCCGGACGGCAAAGCGGUCACACUGGACGAUGUCGUAGCCAUCGUGUUGGCAACCGGUUUCACCCCAUACAAUUCCCUUUCGUUCCUACCAAGCCAUGUCCUCUCUUUACUCGAGUAUUCCGAAAAAGACCCAUUCCUUCCCUUAGUCCUAGAUGGAAAGGGAACCAUGCACGCAGAUAUCCCCGACAUAGGAUUCGUGGGCUUCUACCGGGGACCAUAUUGGGGCGUCAUGGAAAUGCAAGCUCGGCACGUAGCAGCAAGCUGGGCCAGAGCGGAGCCAGGUGACUGCUAUAUAAGCGUGAAGGAAAGAAAAGAAGAAAGGCAACGGAUCCGGGACCUCAGGAAUAUAGACCCGCAGCUUUACCGCGGCCAGUUUCCGAUGGGUGAUUACGUGGGAUUGAUGGAGUCGUUUGCUAGGGAGCUCGGAAUGGGUAGGACACCACUCCUGCAAUAUGUGAGAGAUGAAGAGAGAAGAGGACCAGUGCUACCGGCCCGCUAUACAUUCGCAGGUGGAUGUCUAAGUACGGUCAAAGCAGAGGCAGGCAGAGACAUUACACUCAACUCCCUGCGAAGUAUUCUAUCUUCCGAACAGCAUCAGAAAACUACCGCACCCGCCGCAACAGCAAUAUCCACAGCCAUCUUCCGAGCUCUACACGGAACUUGGAGAAUAACCCGAACACACAAUAACCGAACUACGCAUGGACUAGCAACAUUCCACCCUCGAUACUCGACCUCCCCAGCCUACGAAAAAGAAUACCUCUACGAAGAAUCGGAAUCUGCACCCGGAGAACAACCUGGCUCUAUAACGCAAGCAGCACCAACUCAAACGUCAACAAACAGACUCAUCUACCGUCUACGCGCACCUGAGAGUACCAUAACUAUCGGUCCCAACACCCCGCACAUCCUCGUCUGGUCUGUGGACAUGGCUAAAGAUCCAAACACGGCUGCGCGGCUUUCACAUGGCAUUGACCUAGCUAUGACAGCGACAUGCGGUGAUCAGAGAAUUAAGAAGGGUAAGGAGGCGAGCUUAGGUGGAUAUACUGUGCAUGCAGUAGGGGUUGCCGGAAAUAUAGCGCAAUAUGAAAGGCGCAAAUAUAUAUUUUAUUUUCAGGGGGUGUCGAUUUUGUCUUGGGAGUACUGCGUCGAGACGAGUGAUGAGGGCUUUAUACAGACUGUAUAUGAGCGUGAUUGA